CUCUCUCUCUCCUCCCUUCCCCAUCUAACAAUAAAGCCAAAGCCCAAACCUUCAGAAAAAAAUUGAAAGACAAGAAGAAGAAGAAGACAGAGAGAGAUGGGUAUUUUGUCUGAUGACGUUGUGAUAAUCAGACAAUCUGAGAAAGAAGGCGACCCAAGUGUAAUCACCAUCAACUGUCCCGACAAAACUGGUCUCGGUUGUGAUCUCUGUCGUAUCAUCCUCUUCUUCGGUCUCAACAUUGUCAGAGGAGAUGUAUCCACUGACGGAAGAUGGUGUUACUUGGUGUUUUGGGUGAUUGGGAAACCGAACACGAGAUGGAAUCUGUUGAAGACGAGACUUGUGGAGGCAAGUCCUUGUUUUGCUUGGGCCUUUGGUAUCUCAAGAUGUUACCUUUCUGACUCUGAGUCUCAGCCUCUUGAUCUUUACUUGUUGAAGCUAGCUUGUUCUGACCGUACAGGGCUUUUAUAUGAUGUCACUGAGGUUCUUUACAAGCUUGAGAUUAACAUUGAGAAAGUGAAGAUUUCGACUACUCCUGAUGGGAAAGUGAUGGACUUGUUCUUUGUCACAGACACUAGAGAGCUUUUAGGAACUAAGAAGAGGAGAGAGGAAGUGUAUGAGUACCUGAAAGAUGCUAUUGGAGAUUCAAUGAUGAGCUAUGACAUUCAACUUGUUGGCUCAGAGAUCACAGCUCGCUCGCCAGCUUCUUCCUCCUUUGCAGAAACAUUGUUCUCCUCGGAUGUGUUGAGAGAGCAUCCAAGUGGGCUACACACUUCAAGCAGUGUGUCAAUUGCAGUUGACAACACGUUAAGCCGAGCUCACACACUCAUUCAAAUCACUUGUCAAGAGCACAAAGGCCUUCUCUAUGAUAUCAUGAGAACCUUCAAGGACUUCAACAUCCAGAUCUCAUAUGGGCGUUUUACGAUCAAACGAGGAAAGAACUGUGAGAUAGACUUGUUCAUUGUGCAAUCUGAUGGUCGGAAGCUUCUUGACUCAAGCAAGCAAGAUGCAUUGGUUUCUCGUUUAAGAGCAGAGCUGCAACAACCUCUGAGAGUGGUAAUGAUGAAUAGAGGUCCUGAUACUGAACUUUUGGUGACAAACCCUGUUGAGUUAUCAGGAAAAGGACGGCCACAAGUCUUCCAUGACAUUGCACUUGCCCUGAAGAAGAUCAACACCUGCAUCUUCUCGGCUGAGAUUGGAAGACACUUGACGGGAGACAGAGAAUGGGAGGUGUACAAAGUGUUGAUCAACGAAGAGGAGAGCUUAACGGUCUCGAGAAGCAAGAUAGAGGAACAAGUGUGGAGUACUUUGAUGGGAUGGGAGUGAAGUUUUAAGAAACUCAGGACCAUUAGCUGACCUCAGACACAUAUUUUAUGAUGGCAAUGAGUGUAAUGUAGAUUAAGGUGUUAUGAGGUAAUUAAUCUGAUAAAACCGGAUUUUCUAUAACGUUGCAAAUGUGUAAAUAUGGUUGGAGUGUGCUUUUAUAUGUUAAUGAGAGAUAGAAUGUGUAAAUUUUGUAAAUGAGAGUGUGGUUCUGUAGAGAGAAGAAGGUAAGGUAAGUCUUUGUACUUGUACUGUUGUGCUGAGAGUUCUUUGUCAUAUAUAUAAAGAGGAAAAUGGUCUUUGAGGAA
Messenger RNA from Eruca vesicaria subsp. sativa (arugula), 1628 nucleotides. NCBI's taxonomy places the organism in Eukaryota, Viridiplantae, Streptophyta, Magnoliopsida, Brassicales, Brassicaceae. The record is from the annotation of a GenBank genome assembly.